Suhomyces tanzawaensis NRRL Y-17324 is the source of this 1620-nucleotide messenger RNA. RefSeq names its product MFS general substrate transporter. Gene Ontology annotation, cellular component: membrane. Lineage: Eukaryota; Fungi; Ascomycota; Pichiomycetes; Serinales; Debaryomycetaceae. Gene Ontology annotation, biological process: transmembrane transport. Gene Ontology annotation, molecular function: transmembrane transporter activity. The coding region runs from base 1 to 1620 and encodes 539 amino acids. The record is from RefSeq and is a predicted model, not a curated record. The transcript has a single exon.
AUGAGCAAGUUCGACGAAAAGGGAGCUUCGGUGGAAGUGCAGGAUGCUUCCGACUUAGAGGGUUCCAGCUUUGAGGAAUACUCCUACAAUCAUAUAUUCAGAGACCCUGCGGUCGCUGAACACUACCGUGGAGUCUACGAAAAGUGUGAGUACGAGUGUCGCCACUUGUUUGAUCCCGAGUACACUUGGACUAAAGAGGAAGAGAAGAAGGUGGUAUGGAAGCUUGAAUGGAGAGUCACCUUGUGGGCCUUUAUCAUGUUCACCAGUUUGAACUUCGACAGAUUCAACCUCUCGCAGGCCCUCUCGACUUCGUUCCUCAAGGAUCUCCACAUGAACACCAACCAGCUUAAUAUUGGAAACACCCUCAACUUGGUAUUUUUCUUGAUCUCCGAAUUGCCCUCGCAGUUGAUUUCCAAGAAGAUAGGUGCCGAUGUGUGGAUCCCCACCCAAAUCGUGUUGUGGAGCGUGGUCUCCAUCACCCAAUCGUCCAUCACGACCCCUGCUGGGUUCUACGUCACCAGAUGCCUUUUGGGAGCAUUACAAGGUGGGUUUAUUUGUGAAGUGGGUCUCUGGAUGAGUUACUUCUAUACUACCUCCGAGUUUCCUCUCCGUUUGUCCAUCUUCUACAUGUCGAACUCGUUUACUAUCGUGAUUUCCAGUUUGUUGGCCUUUGCAUUGUUGAAAAUCAAAACCGAGGCCAUUUCCCAGAGUUGGAGAUGGUUGUUCAUCGUGGAGGGUUUGCUCACGUUGGUAAUUGGCCUUGCGUCCUUUUUCUUGAUGCCUGCUUCUGCUGCUCAAACCAAGGCUUGGUACAGACCAAACGGGUGGUUCACCGAUCACGAGGAGAAAAUCGUGGUCAACAGAGUGUUGAGAGACGACCCUAGCAAGGGAGACAUGCAUAACAGAGAGCCUGUUCAUGCGAACGAAUUAUUGAAGACGAUCUUGGAUUAUGACCACCUCCCAGUUUACCUUAUUAGAUUUUUGAUUGAUAUGGGAACCCAUCCUAUUGCUACCUACUUGCAGAUCGUGCUUCGGGGAAUUGGAUUUACCACGUUUGAAACCAAUGCCUUGACCAUCCCUUACAGUAUAAUCACCAUCAUUUGUAUUUUCAGUAUUGGUUACUUCUCAGAGAAAGUCAAUUCAAGAGCAUUGACACUAGCAAUCGUUCCUACAUGGGUUUUAUCGUGUCUUAUUCCAUUACGAUUCUGGCCAAACGCUCAAAAGGAUAAAUGGGGAACAUUUGCUCUUUUGACGGUCUUGCUAGGACAUCCCACAGAUAACCCCUUGACCAAUAGUUGGGUAUCAGCAAACUCUAAUUCGGUGAGAAGUAGAGCUGUUUCAACAGCCAUCGUCAAUAUGUUUUCGCAGGCCGGAACUAUCGUGGGUGCUAACAUCUACCGUGAAGAUGAUAGGCCAUUGUAUCACAGAGGUAACAGCGCCUUAAUUGGAAUUAAUUUCGCUGCCUUGGCCGUGACUAUAAUUUCUCGUUUCUACUACAAGUGGAGAAAUAGUCAGAAAGAACGUGCUUGGAACGAGCUUGACAUUAAACAGCAAGAAGAAUAUUUAUCCGGUACAACGGAUGAAGGAAACAAGAGAUUGGAUUUCAAGUUUACUUACUAG